AUGGCAACUGUUGCAAAACUUGACAUCUUUCCAUGGACGGAUUCCGAAGACGAUGCCAUGCAGACACAUCAGUCAGAUGUCGACAUGGCUUCCCCUGGUUCAGUGGCUUCUUCAAGAACUCGGGCUCCUGAGUCCCCUGCCUCACAGACGAUUCCGAGGAUCGCAAGCGCGGACCUGGAUGAGAGAUGUAUAUGUGAAACCGCAGUUGCUUCGAAGAUUCUUUGGCAUUGUGUCAGGGUGAUCAAUAGAGUGCGGCAGGAUUUCGGCGGCAAGUCACUUUGCGUGUUCAAGAUUGGCCUAACAUCUGAUCCACUUCAGCGCAGGAGAAGCUACUUGGAAAAGAAUUUCAAGUCCUUCAUUGUGCUACACAAGGUUUCCAAGCCAGAGCUGCUGGGGAUGAUGGAGAUGCUAGAAGCUGCACUGAUAGCGGAGUUUCAUGACGAUGAACACUGCUGCAGAAACAAACAACUGGUUGGGGAGAGUAUGCGCAGGAAGGACUUUACGCCUAGGUUCCCACCUCCAUACUAUGCCUAUUGUGUCGCGGCGAAAGAUCUGGUGCUGGACGCUCAGGCGGCCGCGAAGCGAGAUCCUUGCCCGCUGUUGGCCAAGAUUGCAAAGGUGCCACUGUCUAAUGCCGAUGCUCCCCUGUUUCAGCUGCUGUACAAGAAUGAUUUGGGUUUACCGAUUGACUUUAGCUGGAGGCAGGCUGGCAGCCUGCACAGGUAUCCCUUUUUCAGCCCCAAGAAACAAGUGGAAGUACUGAGUGAACACGGUUACUUCCAUCGAGUAUUGGGACUACCCAUCCACUUGGCAAGCGAAGCUCUUGACGUGUUUUGGCAGAAGUUUCGAGCCCUUCACCCACGACACGAAGUCUUCGAAACGAGUCGGAAUCUUAACUUUCAGAAGUUGAUCCCUUACUACCUGCAUGGGGAUGGUGGCCGAGGGUUUAAGAAGGAUCCUAUCGAGAUCCCAUCAAUGUUUCCAGCCCUUGGCACUGGUUCCAACAAGAGACGUGUGGACCUAAGUUCAAAGCGACCUUUGGAAAGUGAGAUCGAGCUCGGAAUCAACCUGCAGGGACACUCGGGUGCCACGCGGUUCUUGUUUACUGUUCUGAGCAGUUUGGUUGCCAAAAAGGAUGGCGGGGUCUUCGAUGACCUCAUGGUCAUUUGGGGUGAAGAGCUGCGGUCGCUCCUGGAGGAUGGCUUUGAGGCUGCAGGCAGCAAUUGGCGCAUCAUUAUCAUCGGCUUCACUGGAGAUUCUCCUUUCGUAAAGAAGGUUGCCAAGCUUGUCCGCAGUUUCCAUAAUGUUGCUAAGAGGCACACUACACGACAAAAAAAGCAGAAAGGAUGCUGUUGGCUUUGUCACGCCGGCUUCGAAGACCCGGAGCACGGCACAAGGAUUCCCUUUGAGCACUUGGGCUUCACAGAGCCGGAGUGGUUGAAAACCGGCCACCUGAACAACCCGUUGCCAUGGCUUGGUGAUGGUGGUGCUCUCCUGAAGUACAUGCUGCUGGACUUGGGUGAGACACCGGCAGCAUUUUUUCGAGCAGACUUUUUUCAUGUUUGGCAUGCUGGUGUCGGCUUGGACUUCACUUCAAGUGCGUUUAUCUAUGCCAUGAAGGUGCUGUUUGGACAGUCAUCCGUCGCGAAGAAUCUUGAUUGUUUGAAUGAAGCCCUGAAAAACUGGAUGCGUGCCACCAGAGAGAAACUCCAUUGUGGUCAUCUUACAGAAGACCUUCUGGGGUACAAUGGAACGCGGGAAUACCCUGAGGGCAAGUGGUCUAAGAACAUGGACACGGCGGUGUUUAUGAAGUUCCUCACGUUUUUGUUGGACCGCCGUGAUUUCGGAGCAAAAGUUGAAGCUGACGAAAUCCUCACGGAGAUUUCGGCAACUGCAAAAGCAAUGAACGUGGCCAUUAAAACAUGCUUGGAGGCCGAAUACUUUAUGUCGAAGUCACACACCGAGAUCGUCAUGGAGUCUGGUCACAGAUUCCUUACCGGCUACGCUACGCUGGUAUCCAUGUGCCAUAGGAAGUCCCUGUGCUUAUUCAAGCUCAGGCCCAAGCUGCACUACCUCAACCACAUGUUUCAUCGAGUGUUUGAGGAAUGGCAAACCCGUGGUUUUGCUGUGAAUCCCUUGAGCGAGGCCACCUUCGCAAGUGAAGAUUUUGUUGGGCGGACGGCACGCGUAUCGAGGAGAGUCAAUACGAGGGCAGUUGCUGUCAAAACACUGCAAAGAUACAUCUUCUUCAUGCACACAGCGCUCAAGCAUGAAACGUUUCAGAUGAUGGAUUUCAGUAUGCUGUGA
Symbiodinium sp. CCMP2456 is the source of this 2307-nucleotide messenger RNA. The record is from the annotation of a GenBank genome assembly. NCBI's taxonomy places the organism in Eukaryota, Dinophyceae, Suessiales, Symbiodiniaceae.